Molecule: messenger RNA, 764 nt
Organism: Pelobates cultripes (western spadefoot toad)
Lineage: Eukaryota; Metazoa; Chordata; Amphibia; Anura; Pelobatidae
Source: the annotation of a GenBank genome assembly
AUGGUGACGUAACUUGGAGUGGGCGUUUCUUAGCCAGCACACACUAGGUGUUAGUCACGUGCGCUUCAGCACAGGCGCCGUGACGCAAUCGCCAUGAAGGGGCGGAGUUACGGAGCGACGGAGCCCACUGAUGGUCAAAUGUUGAUGACGUCGAAGCGGCUAUUGUAUCGCGUUUUGUUGUGCACGUACAGACGUAAGCUUGCGUGCAGUAGGCGGGGCUUGAGGAGAAAGGGAAAGAGUGGAGUCAGGGACGGAGAGGGGAGACGGAGAGAGAUAUCGGGGAGUCCCAGCGCCCCCCAACACUGCAGCUCCCUCACUGUGACACCGGCUCCCAGGGGCCCCUACUCCCCCAUUUCCGGCUCCCAGGGGCCCCUACUCCCCCAUUACAGGCUCCCAGGGGCCCCUACUCCCCCAUUUCCGGCUCCCAGGGGCCCCUACUCCCCCAUUACCGGCUCCCAGGGGCCCCUACUCCCCCAUCACCGGCUCCCAGGGGCCCCUACUCCCCCAUUACAGGCUCCCAGGGGCCCCUACUACUCCCCCAUUACAGGCUCCCAGGGGCCCCUACUCACCCAUUACAGGCUCCCAGGGGCCCCUACUCACCCAUUCCAGGCUCCCAGGGGCCCCUACUCACCCAUUCCAGGCUCCCAGGGGUCCCUUUUCCCCCAUUCCAGGCUCCCAGGGGUCCCUUUUCCCCCAUUCCAGGCUCCCAGGGGUCCCUUCUCCCCCAUUACAGGUUCCCAGGGGUCCCUUCUCCCCCAUUAUAG